Salarias fasciatus (jewelled blenny) is the source of this 2489-nucleotide messenger RNA. RefSeq names its product UDP-N-acetyl-alpha-D-galactosamine:polypeptide N-acetylgalactosaminyltransferase 14 (GalNAc-T14) (gene galnt14). The record is from RefSeq and is a predicted model, not a curated record. Gene Ontology annotation, biological process: protein O-linked glycosylation. NCBI's taxonomy places the organism in Eukaryota, Metazoa, Chordata, Actinopteri, Blenniiformes, Blenniidae. The coding region runs from base 226 to 1923 and encodes 565 amino acids. Gene Ontology annotation, cellular component: Golgi apparatus. The transcript is spliced from 15 exons. Gene Ontology annotation, molecular function: polypeptide N-acetylgalactosaminyltransferase activity.
UGAGAUCGGAGCGGGGCGCGAGGCGGAGCGCUCAGUUGGCGCGUUACUUCUCUCCUUUUUUCCCUCUCUUCUUCUUCUUCUUCUUCUUCUGUUUCCCGCGCUGCGGCUCCUCUCUGAUCUUCCCGCGAGGAGCGCGAUGGGACCGUAACAAACAGCCCGGGGGGGCGCCGGCUUCCGGGGAGAGGAGGGGGGGCACCGGCUCCUCCGGCUCCUCCGGAGCCGAGAAUGAAGCGCCUCUGUCGGAGGGCGGCGGUGGCCGCGGCCGUGCUCGUGUGGCUGGGAGCGCUGGUUUACCUGCUGGUGCUGAGCCGGAGGAGGCUGCCCGAGCCCGGGGCGGGAGCGGCGGGAGGCCCGGGGGGAGCGCCGGGGGGAGCGCCGGAGCCCGGCAAGCAGAUGUCGGACGCGGAGUGGGAGGACAUGUUGGAGGGAUUCGACGAGCGGAGCUACCUGAGCGCCCGGCGCUGGAAACCCGGCGACGACCCGUACACGCUGUACGCCUUCAACCAGAGAGAGAGCGAGCGCAUCCCCAGCAACCGCGCCCUGAGAGACACGCGCCACCACAGCUGCACGACUCUGCACUACGACUCCGAUCUUCCUCCAACCUCCAUCAUCAUCACCUUCCACAACGAGGCCCGGUCCACACUGCUGCGCACCAUCAAGAGCGUUCUGAACAGAACUCCGGUCCACCUGAUCCACGACAUCAUCCUGGUGGACGACUUCAGCGACGAUGAAAGUGACUGCAGGCUUCUCACCAAACUGCCCAAAGUCAGAUGUCUUCGCAACAGCAGACGAGAAGGUCUGAUCCGGUCCCGGGUUCGAGGUUCCGAUGCGGCCACAGCCUCGGUUCUCACCUUCCUGGACAGUCACUGUGAGGUGAACAAGGACUGGCUGCCCCCCCUGCUGCAGAGGAUCACUCAGGACCGAACCCGGGUGGUGAGCCCCGUCAUCGACAUCAUCAGCAUGGACACGUUUGCGUACGUGGCGGCGUCGGCCGAUCUCAGAGGAGGCUUCGACUGGAGUCUCCACUUCAAGUGGGAGCAGCUGUCGUCUGAGGAGAGAGCUCGGCGAAGCGACCCCACACAGCCCAUCAAGACCCCCAUCAUCGCAGGGGGGCUCUUCGUCAUGGACCGGUCCUGGUUCAACCACCUCGGGAAGUACGACACGGCCAUGGACAUCUGGGGCGGCGAGAACUUUGAGAUCUCGUUCCGGGUGUGGCAGUGCGGCGGCAGCCUGGAGAUCCUGCCCUGCAGCCGGGUCGGCCACGUCUUCAGGAAGAGACACCCGUACGUGUUUCCCGAGGGAAACGCCAACACCUACAUCAAGAACACACGUCGCACAGCUGAAGUGUGGAUGGAUGACUUCCGCCUCUUUUACUACUCGGCACGUCCGGCAGCACGAGGGAAAUCCUAUGGAGAUAUCCGAGGCAGAGUUGAGCUGCGCAAGAAGCUGAAGUGCAAAUCGUUCAAGUGGUACUUGGACAACGUCUACCCAGAACUCAAGGUCCCGGACGACUCGGACUCUCAGUCCGGGGUGAUCAGACAGAGACAGAACUGUCUGGAGUCCCGCAGGGUGGAGGGCCAGGAGCUGCCGGUCCUCACGUUAGCCCCCUGCACGGGGACGGAGGGCGCCCCCGCCAGCACCCAGGAGUGGGUUUACACUCACGGGCAACAGAUCCGGCAGCAGCAGCACUGUCUGUCUCUGUCCACCAUAUUCCCGGCUUCCCAGGUCCUCCUGCUGCCCUGCAACCUGGGAGACGGCAAGCAGCGCUGGCAGAAGUCGGGGACUCACCUGGAGCACCUGGUGUCUCGGUUCUGCCUGGACUCGGAGAUGGCCCUGGACGGGAUGGACUCGUCCCGCAUGCUGGUCAUCAGCCCCUGUGAACUGAGCGCCUACACACAGCGGUGGGACGUGCCCUUCUCCUGACCCCUGACCCCGCCUGGAGAACCCCACCCGGGGCUGAGAGUACAGGAUGGCAGAAGCUGAGAGGCUGCACAGGAAGAGUGUGUGUGCGUGUGUGCGUGUGUGCGUGUGUGUGUGUGUGUGUGUGUGUGUGUGUGUGUGUGUGUGUGUGUGUGCGCGCUCAAGUCUCAUUAAACGCACACAGCUCAUUCCAGAAACACUAACUGGAUUGAAGACGCACAAAUGUAAACACUAAAUCACAAUACAGAAACCAGUGUGAUUAUAAUCCUAUAAAUCUGAUCACACACACACAUGCACACACGCACGCACACGCUGCCCUGACUUCUUGAGAUUUCUUUGGACUCGGUGGACUUGCACUGGGUCGCUGGAGAUUUAAACUAAGUGCACCUUACGAGCUUCGGGUUCGCAGGACGAGUGAACGCAGGAAAUAAAGAUGAACCGGAGUGAAAGAAAAGCACAAAGAAGGACUCGUCACGCUGAGACAAACUGCUUCGUACCAAAAAGACGGAGUCCGGACUCACCUGGACGGCGUCCCGGAUCAUCCUUCCUUCCUCUGAGAGGUUUUCCAC